AUGCUUAGUUCAUUGAGUAAUAUAGAAAAGAACCAUUUGCAAUCAGGUAACAAUAUUACUAAAAUCAAGAAAAAUGUGCUUAGCAAUGUAACUAACAAUUAUCAAAAAAGUAUUAAUAAAAAAUCCGAUCUCAAAGAAAUUAGUAAACUGCAUUCCAGUAAAACACUAGACCCUUUAUCUGCUAAAAUAAAUCAAAAAUCGAAUGACAAGGAGGUAAAGGAAGAUCUUGAGUCGAAAAGAUUUAUCGAAAAAACCUCUAGACUGUCAAUCCAUGAUAAGGAAAAUAUUGAUCCAAAUAAUGAAUUAGAGACCAUUAAAAAGGGUUCUGAUGGGUCCCAUAUUAAUAAUUAUGAAAAAAAGGUAUCAACUAAAGAAGGUGGAAGAACGCUGGAAUUGAAAGAAAGAAACACGACAAAUCCAUCUGAAUCGUUUAAUGUAUCUGAUAUACAAAAGAAAAGACCUAUUUCUACAUUAUCAGAAAUUGGUGAUCUACCUAAGAAGCUAAAGUAUAGUGAUGAUAUUGAUAAUGAGAAGAUAGAAUGGGAUGAUCUAGAUGCAGAGGAUGCAAAUGAUCCGUUCAUGGCUUCUGAAUAUGUUUCAGAUAUUUUUGACCAUUUAAGGGAAUUGGAGAUGAAGACUCUACCAAUAAAAGAAAAUUUGCAUAUUCAAAAAAAUAUUGUUCAGAACAGAGAUAUUUUGAUAAAUUGGUUAGUUAAGAUUCAUAACAAAUUUGGUCUAUUGCCAGAAACACUUUAUUUAGCAACUAAUUUGAUGGAUCGUUUUCUAGCAAAAGAAUUAGUACAGCUAGAUAAGUUACAAUUGGUAGGAACCUCUUGUUUAUUCAUAGCGUCCAAGUAUGAAGAAGUUUACUCGCCUAGUGUUGCACAUUUUGCUGGUGAAACAGAUGGUGCUUGUUCUGUUCAAGAAAUUAAAGAAGGUGAAAAAUUCAUCUUAAAAGUUUUAGAGUUUGAUUUAAGUUAUCCAAAUCCGAUGAAUUUUUUGAGAAGAAUAUCUAAAGCUGAUGACUACGAUAUACAGUCCCGUACGCUUGCCAAGUUCUUAUUAGAAAUUUCAAUUGUUGAUUUUAAGUUCAUUGGAAUACCUCCAUCAUUCUGUGCUGCUGCCGCUAUGUUUAUAUCUAGAAAAAUGCUAGGGAAAAGCAUUUGGGAUGGCAAUCUAAUACAUUACUCAGGUGGGUACACAAAAAAGCAAUUAGAACCUGUGUGUAAUUUAAUGAUGGAUUAUUUAGUUUCUCCAAUUGUUCACGAUGAGUUUAUUCGAAAAUAUCAAUCUCGUAGAUAUAUGAAAGCAUCGAUAAUAUCAGUGAACUGGGCAUUGAAGGUUAAGAAGAAUAAAUAUGAUAUUAUGACACUGCAUGAAUAG
Tetrapisispora phaffii CBS 4417 is the source of this 1383-nucleotide messenger RNA. Its product is annotated as cyclin family protein. Gene Ontology annotation, biological process: G2/M transition of mitotic cell cycle; regulation of cyclin-dependent protein serine/threonine kinase activity. The transcript has a single exon. The record is from RefSeq and is a predicted model, not a curated record. Gene Ontology annotation, molecular function: cyclin-dependent protein serine/threonine kinase regulator activity. Gene Ontology annotation, cellular component: cytoplasm; cyclin-dependent protein kinase holoenzyme complex; centrosome. NCBI's taxonomy places the organism in Eukaryota, Fungi, Ascomycota, Saccharomycetes, Saccharomycetales, Saccharomycetaceae. Bases 1 to 1383 code for a protein of 460 amino acids.